This is a messenger RNA of Sesamum indicum (sesame), 2756 nucleotides long. The record is from RefSeq and is a predicted model, not a curated record. Lineage: Eukaryota; Viridiplantae; Streptophyta; Magnoliopsida; Lamiales; Pedaliaceae.
GGCGACCGCAAACCCUAACCAUUCUUUUAGUUUCUCUCUCUAGGGUUUCGUCUUCCCCAUCGGACCUUCUAUAUUAUCUUCCGCUCUCCCUAUUUGACGGACAAAUUUAUUGCCACGGCAUUGGAGGAGGAACCUUAGGUAGAUGGGAACGGAGAGGAAGAGGAAGGUGAGCCUGUUUGAUGUAGUGGACGAGACGGCUGUUUCCGGGAAGAUGUCCAGAGCCAACGGCGGGGGAACGGCCACUGCCGCGGUCGCUUCGACGAUUAACAGGUGGAAUGGAAGGCCUUAUUCCCAGAGGUAUUAUGAGAUUUUAGAGAAGAGGAAGUCUCUCCCUGUCUGGCACCAGAAAGAGGAGUUUUUGCAGGCGCUUAGAACCAAUCAGACCCUAAUUCUUGUCGGUGAAACUGGUAGUGGUAAAACCACUCAGAUUCCCCAGUUCGUACUGGAUGCUGUAGAGAUAGAGACUGCAGAUAAACGUAGGAAGUUCAUGGUUGGAUGUACACAGCCUCGCAGGGUGGCUGCAAUGUCUGUUUCAAGGAGGGUUGCUGAAGAGAUGGAUGUGACAAUUGGAGAGGAAGUAGGUUAUAGUAUACGUUUCGAGGAUUGUAGCAGUGCACGGACUGUAUUAAAGUACUUAACAGAUGGUAUGCUUUUAAGAGAAGCCAUGACAGAUCCAUUGCUGGAGAGAUAUAAAGUGAUAAUUCUUGAUGAGGCUCAUGAGAGAACUUUGGCAACAGAUGUUCUAUUUGGGCUUCUGAAGGAAGUGUUGAAAAACAGACCUGACCUGAAACUAGUAGUUAUGAGUGCCACUCUAGAGGCUGAAAAGUUUCAAGGCUACUUUUUUGGUGCACCACUCAUGAAAGUUCCUGGAAGGCUUCAUCCAGUCGAGAUCUUUUAUACCCAGGAGCCUGAGAGGGAUUACCUCGAAGCUGCUAUAAAGACUGUAUAUCAGAUACAUGCGUGUGAACCUCCUGGUGAUAUACUUGUUUUCCUGACCGGUGAAGAGGAAAUCGAAGAUGCAUGUAAAAAAUUAGCUAAGGAAAUAGCUAAUGCUGGGGAUCAAGUAGGACCAGCUAAAAUAGUGCCACUGUAUUCAACACUUCCUCCAGCAAUGCAGCAGAAGAUUUUUGAACCCGCUCCACCUCCGGCUGUGGAAGGUGGUCCUCCAGGAAGAAAGAUUGUUGUUUCUACAAAUAUUGCUGAAACCUCUUUGACAAUUGAUGGCAUAGUUUAUGUCAUAGACCCUGGGUUUGCAAAACAAAAAGUCUACAAUCCACGAAUUCGUGUUGAGUCUCUGUUGGUUUCUCCUAUAUCAAAGGCUAGUGCCCAUCAACGGUCAGGACGUGCUGGAAGAACGCAGCCUGGAAAAUGUUUCAGGCUCUACACUGAAAAGAGUUUCCACAAUGACCUUGCACCGCAGACCUAUCCAGAGAUAUUAAGGUCAAACCUUGCGAACACUGUUCUAACUUUGAAAAAACUGGGGAUAGAUGAUCUGGUGCAUUUUGAUUUUAUGGAUCCACCUGCUCCGGAGACUCUGAUGAGAGCAUUGGAGGUUCUGAAUUACUUAGGAGCCCUCGAUGAUGAUGGGAACUUGACCAAGUUGGGUGAAAUCAUGAGUGAGUUUCCCUUGGAUCCUCAGAUGGCGAAAAUGCUGGUUGUCAGUCCAGAAUUUAAUUGUUCCAACGAGAUCCUCUCUAUAUCUGCUAUGCUUUCAGUACCCAAUUGCUUUGUCCGGCCUAGGGAGGCUCAAAAAGCUGCAGAUGAAGCAAAAGCUCGUUUUGGGCACAUCGACGGAGAUCAUCUCACGCUGUUGAAUGUGUAUCAUGCUUACAAACAAAAUAAGGAAGAUCCACAGUGGUGCUAUGAGAAUUUUAUCAAUCAUAGAGCACUGAAGUCUGCAGACAAUGUCAGACAGCAGCUAGCUCGCAUUAUGGCCAGAUUCAAUUUGAAGCUAUGCAGUACAGACUUUAACAGCCGUGAUUACUAUGUGAAUAUCAGGAAGGCUAUGCUGGCUGGAUACUUUAUGCAGGUUGCCCAUUUAGAGCGGACUGGGCACUAUCUAACUGUGAAAGACAACCAAGUUGUUCACUUACAUCCUUCAAAUUGCCUGGACCAUAAGCCGGAGUGGGUUAUCUACAAUGAAUAUGUCCUAACAAGCAGGAACUUCAUUCGUACAGUAACGGAUAUUCGUGGCGAAUGGUUGGUUGAUGUCGCACCGCAUUACUAUGACCUUUCCAACUUUCCCAAUUGUGAAGCAAAGCGCCAACUAGAGAAACUGUAUAAGAAGCGGGAGAAUGCGAGGGAAGAGAGCAGGAAUAAGAAAUGAAGUGAUAUGCGUGGAGGAAGACCUGAAGAUCUUCAUGGAAGUCUCCUCCGCAUUUUGGUUGAGCACAACCCCCCCCCCCCCCUGGUGGAGCGCGCUUCAAUGUUUCAAGUUCAAAGAAUAGUGGCAUAUUAUUGUAACAUUCACAUUAAUCAGUUUGUAUGGAUGCUAAAAUUGUGUACCCUGUGGUAAUGAGUAAUACAGCUUUUAAGUUUGGUGAACCCUGUUACAAAACAAACUACUUUAGCAUCAGAAUUGUCAUUCCCACAAUGGUAGAAGUGAAAAAUGGAGUGAUAAAUGUGUAAGAUGCCUGAAUUGGGUACUCGUCUGUAGAAUGAUUCGGCGGAUGGACCGGGAAAGGUGGCAAGUUCCCGAAUAUUCAUCGGCCGUGUUGUGUUUAUGGGUAGAAGAACUAAAAGGUAGUUCCAUGGCU